Messenger RNA from Ananas comosus (pineapple), 1991 nucleotides. RefSeq names its product transcription factor UNE10. Bases 343 to 1713 code for a protein of 456 amino acids. Lineage: Eukaryota; Viridiplantae; Streptophyta; Magnoliopsida; Poales; Bromeliaceae. The record is from RefSeq and is a predicted model, not a curated record. Gene Ontology annotation, cellular component: nucleus. Gene Ontology annotation, molecular function: protein dimerization activity. The transcript has 5 exons.
AUAUAUCGAUCGCAACAAACAUCAAACUACAGUGGUUUUUGGUAUUAUUAUUUUGUUUUUGUGUAUGUAAUGUGUAUUUCCUAUGCCACACGCUUCUGUUAGAGUAAGUUUCACUUGCUUAUACUCCGGCCUCGACCUGUUGUAACGCUGUUCCGUCUCCGAGAAGAAUAGGGUUGCUUAUUGAUCACUCACGCGCUUGUGCUUCUCGGACAUGCCAGUAGUAGCAAUAAGAUACUUAUCGCGCGUUAAGUCGUUGCUAAUUAAGGCGGAGAGAGAAACUAUCAUUGAGGGGAAGAAAUUAAUUAAAAAGAAAGAAAGAGAAAGAAAGAAAGAGGAGAGAUCAUGAGUCAGUGUGUGCCGAGGUGGGAGUUGGACGUCGACCCUCCUCCUCCUCCUCCUCCUCUGCUGAACUCGCCGCCAACAACAACACCACCCCAGCAGCUCCCUCCGCUCGUCCCCACGGCGGGCACGUCGGAGCGCUACGAGGUGGCCGAGAUCACGUGGGAGAACGGCCACCUCUCCUUGCAGGGCCACGGCCUCCCCCGCGUCGCCAAGCCCCUCCCCAAAUUCCCCACCUCCGCCGCCUCGCCGUGGAACAAGCACCACCACCACGGCGGCGGCGGCGGCCACGGCACUUUGGAGGCGGUCGUGGACCAGGCCACGCGCCCCCAGCUCCAGGAGGUGGGCCCCAGCGUCGACCUGCUCGCUUGGAUCAGCGGGUCCCACCCCUCGCCGUCGGCGGCGGCGGCGGCGGACUUGCUCGUGCCGUGCGGGGAGGCGGUGGCGGGGGGCCGGAAGCGGGGGAGGGGGAGUGCUGCUACGGCGAGCCAGGGGAGCGCGGCGCCGGGGCGCGGGGAGAGCGCGUUGGCGGCGUUCGACACGAGCAGCGGGGGCGCGGGGGGCGACGAGGUGUGCUUCACCCCCACCACCACCAGCCCCACCACCACCACCACCAACACCAACAACAACACCUCGGCCUCGCUGGGCUCCCCCGGGACGGAGAACACCAGCUUCGGCCGCGGCGGAGGAUGCUACGACUCCGUUUGCCACAGCCGACGACCGCCCCAAAAAGAUGGCGUGUGCAACGAGGAGGAGAAGGCGGCGAAGAGGGAGGCCGGGAGGUCUUCUAGCUCCGCCAAGAAGAGCAGAGCGGCCGCCGUCCACAACCAAUCUGAACGUAAAAGAAGGGACAGAAUCAACCAGAGGAUGAACACCUUGCAGAAACUAGUCCCCAACUCAAGCAAGACGGAUAAAGCAUCGAUGCUUGACGAGGUGAUCGAGUACGUGAAGCAGCUACAAGCUCAGGCGCAGAUGAUGAACCGGAUGAGCGGCAUGCUGAUGCCGAUGACGAUGCCGUUGCCGCUGCAGAUGUCUAUGAUUGGUAACAUGGCCAACAUGGCCCAAAUGGCCCAGAUGGGGAUGGGCAUGGGCAUGAUGGAUCUUAGCUCGCUCGGUAGGACCGGGCCGAUGGGCUUACCUUCUCUGCCUCCCCUUCUUCAUCCUUCGCCCUUCCUCCCGAUUAUGUCCCCUUCCUGGGACGGCUCCGGCGAUCGGUUGCAGCAGCCCAGCGGCCCCAUCGUGUCGCCUGAUCCCUUCUCGGCAUUCCUUGCAUGCCAAACUGCGCAGCCAAUGAGCAUGGAUGCAUACAACAGGAUGGCCGCUUUAUAUCAACAACUAUACCAACAGAACACACAAUCCAAUUCCAAGCCAUAGCCAAUGAACUUUUAUAUAUAUAUAUAUAUAUCCUCGUAAUCUUUUUUAAUUUAUUGGUCUCCUAUAGUAAUUUUUUCCACAUAAAUUGCUAUUUAUAACGCAUGCAUAUGUAUAUAUGUUUAUAACAGGGCGUGUAUAUUUUCACCUUUUUUUUUUCCUUAUAUGGUUUCGUGUGAUUUGAGAAUAUUUUAGCCGAAGGGAAUGAUGUGGGAAGUGCUAAUACUCUCCUCCAUGCACGUGCAUAUAUAUAAGAUCUGUUAAAGUUGUGAUGGUGGAAA